Messenger RNA from Strongylus vulgaris, 174 nucleotides. The record is from the annotation of a GenBank genome assembly. Lineage: Eukaryota; Metazoa; Nematoda; Chromadorea; Rhabditida; Strongylidae.
AUGAAUCCCGAUGAUGCAUUGGCUUUUUAUUCUCGAUUUAUGGACAAAUUGCGUUCAUCUUAUAAUCAUGAAAAAAUUAAGUUGCAGGACGGUCGUUUUGCCGCUUUUAUGAAUGUUGAGAUUGUUAACGACGGGCCGGUUACCAUAAAUUUGGAUAGCAAAAUUAGGGAUUGA